AUGGGAAAUGGUCUAAAGCCUUGUACACAACAACAUCCUUCAUUUCUUUACGAGCCUCUCAUCAACCCUCACAUUUUGGAAGCAGCGGCGUUGCCAUGGGGAACACGAGUUAAGAUAGCCAUUGGAACAGCUCAAGCUCUUGCAUUUCUCCACUCGAUCAAGAGCGGCCCGCUACAUCGAGACCUCAGAAUGCAUAACAUUAUGCUUGACGAGCAAUACAACGCAAAAUUGUUUUACCUUGAAUCAAACCAACAAUUGGUAGAAGAUAAGAUAUAUCGGGGAGAAGCUAUAUACCUACCUCCUGAAUAUCUAGAGACAGGUCAGUUGGCAAUGAACGAUGUUUACACAUUUGGUGUGAUCUUGCUUGAGCUUUUAACUGGUUCGAAAGAUAUAGCAAAGUGUGUCAACAGGCAAACCCUAGAUGAUUGGACUAGACCUUUCUUCAUUGGGGAAAUCAUCGAUCCCCGACUUGGGAACGAUUAUCCUGUGAAUGCGGCGAUACAGUUGUGCACACUCAUCCGAAGUUGCACCACGUAUGACAAGAAGAGACGACCGGUGAUGCAACAGGUUUUGGAUGUUCUCAUUCAUAUUUCACAGAUCAAGUAUUAG
Messenger RNA from Thlaspi arvense, 609 nucleotides. Lineage: Eukaryota; Viridiplantae; Streptophyta; Magnoliopsida; Brassicales; Brassicaceae. The record is from the annotation of a GenBank genome assembly.